Messenger RNA from Aspergillus glaucus CBS 516.65, 717 nucleotides. RefSeq lists its product as uncharacterized. NCBI's taxonomy places the organism in Eukaryota, Fungi, Ascomycota, Eurotiomycetes, Eurotiales, Aspergillaceae. The transcript is spliced from 3 exons. The record is from RefSeq and is a predicted model, not a curated record. The coding region runs from base 1 to 717 and encodes 238 amino acids.
AUGGCGAAUAUUCCCACCUGGAAUGGUACACCAGGAACAUCCCAACAGUCUCAAGAUCUGAGGGUGUCCUCCAGUGGGAGUACAACGGCAGUUCGCAAUGAAUUUGAUAUCGAGUUUGAGGACACUUGUCCGGUAGAAAACAGCUCGAUAGUGUCUGAGAAGGGUCCAGAGACAAACAAUGCCCGUGGCCACCAGGAUAAGAACAUCAAGGAUGUAUUUUCGAGCCAGAACGCGCCCUCAACAGUUAAUUCGGUGGCAGAGGUGACACAACUACAGACCAAUGAUGGUGAUGGUCGUGAAAUCGUGCAUCAUGGACCGGCAGUCGAAAUGGAUGACGUCAUGCAGGAGCGGUCGCAUCAGCAGGUGUUUCCAUCGAUGGAGACUGCUAGUUAUUCAAACUCGGAACAGGUUGGAACUGAGCAAGAGUAUCCAGUGGCCACUAGUCUGGGCUUGCCUGAAGAUCACAUUGAGGCUUUAGGAACUAGCCACCAGAGCAGUGCAAGAAUGUCAUCACCAGUAUGUAGCAACUCAUACGCGCGGAUCUCUCAGUCACCUUCAAUGGGAGUCUUGGAUAGCACACUGAACAUUGGAGGUGAAUCUCGAGCUGAAAAUGUUCAGUUUGAGGAAACGGCUGUCGAGGGAUCUAAAGGCGAGGCCGUCCCAAGCUAUGAAGAUGAGAAUGCAAUGGAUGAGGCGAACAUUACUGAAAGCCUCUAA